This is a messenger RNA of Leptidea sinapis, 12919 nucleotides long. RefSeq lists its product as uncharacterized. Lineage: Eukaryota; Metazoa; Arthropoda; Insecta; Lepidoptera; Pieridae. The record is from RefSeq and is a predicted model, not a curated record. The coding region runs from base 200 to 1987 and encodes 595 amino acids. The transcript has a single exon.
CAUCAGAGCGAACAAUCCGUACCGCGGUACGGAUUCCUCCUGUUUGGAUCAAGAUCGUCCCGACGAGGAUAGACUAAAUGAAAAUGGAGAUAAUAAUGAUCUACCGCCGGGAAUCGACGCUGACGACGUAUCCGAAAACGAACGACGAUUCGACAAUUUACUAAAUGGGCGGAGAGUUGCCGCUGGCGUGAUAUUCCGAAUGGCAAAUGUCGCUCACAACGAACAGCUAAAUGACCCGACAUAUGAACGGCGAAAUGACGCUAAUAGCCCGGAGCCUAUGAACGACAAUGAGCCUGGUCCUUCGAGGUGGCCACGUCAUGCUGUAAUUAAUAUCAUGGAGGCAAGCUACGAUGACGACUCUGUAGCUGUUGCAGGAAGCUCUCGACGUGAUGAUCCUGAUGAUCCUGAUGAUGCCGAUGAUGUUGUUGAUGCCGAUGAAAUGCGAAAGAUACAUGAAGAGGUGGGUAGGUGUAGCGGGACGGAUGAAAAAGAACGAAAUGCAUCGGCGAAUCCCACGAGGAACGGAAAGGAUGAAGCUAUGGCCGAAGGUGGUGAUUCGGAAGAUGACACAGAUGCAGAGAGGAAACGGAAAAGGGCCGAAAGACGCAAAAAGAAGGAUCAACCCCCAAAUCCUAGACUUGAUGCUAAGCGAAUGCGAUUCGGCGCGACGCUUGUCUCGAGCGAAGAAGAAGAAGAUGAUGAUGAAGAUGACCAGGACGAUGAUGGCGAUGACACUGACAAAGGCGGUGCGGCAGUGCAAGAUGCGGCAGAACCCAGCCAGCCAGAAGCUAAUAACACCGACGGUCCAAGCACUUCUAGAGAUGGCCCUGCGGAUCGCUACGUCAGAUUUCGCCGAAAUCAGAACCCGGUCUACGUGAACUGCGCUCCAGUUGAAAACCAUAUUCAUGUAUGCGGCGACGACGACAUCCUGGAAAGAUUUGCCGUAUCAAUCAGGAAUAGGAUGCCAAUUGACGCCGAACAGAUGCGGUUGCUAAGUGAAAUGACUCAGAGGUAUGCUGAAGACCUCGCUGAAGAGAGAGAACGUGCUAUUCGGGAAGGAAAUGCCGAGAACAGGCCAAAUGGCGAAGGACCCAACGAAAGGCCUGUAAACCCAGAGAAUAGACGCAAUGAAAAUCAUGAUAAUGAAAAUAGGCCUCAAAUCAAUAUAAGAUGUAUUAUACGUCAGAAUAGGCCUAACGUGAAUAGGCCCAACGAGAAUAGACCAGACGGGAAUAUACCCGAUGAGAAUAGGGCCGACGUGAAUAGGCCAGGCGAGAAUAGGCCAGGCGAGAAUAGGCCUGACGUGAAUAGGCCCAACGACAAUAGGCCCGAUGAGAAUAGGCCCAACGUGAAUAGGCCCAACGUGAAUAGGCCUAACGCGAAUAGGCCAAACGUGAAUAGGCCCAACGUGAAUAGACCCAACGUGAAUAGGCCCAACGUGAAUAGGCCCAACGUCAAUAGGGCGUACGAGAAUCGGCCCAACCAGAAUAGGCGUUACGAGAAUCCUAAUGAAAAUGGCGGUUUAAGAUUUCAGGAGAGAUUGAGGGGGAUUGAUUUUUUGGUUGAGCCGUGUCACCAUGUUUUGUGCCUGAGUGUUGCCCCAGAGUCAUGCAGAGCAGCUCGCAGUGUCUUAACAACAGAUCCACACUUGGACACGAGUGGAAUGGUGACAGACUUUUCGAUCAGGAGAUUCGGGUACGCCGAUGGCGAAGGUGUCAACUUCGUUCAUUUGGGCAGAGAUGGGCCCGUCGCUUUCGGGCGUCAGGCGGUCCCAACUAGGCCUGAACGGUCCAGUUUGAGAGUGCUGUCGGUCACAGGAUAUACCAACGUCACGGACCACAGCAUGACUCACCUGUCGACUGCCGCGCCGUAUUUAAAUCUUCUAGACGUGAGAGGCACUGCCGUGACGUCGGAUGGCGUCGAUCAUUUCAAGAGCUUGCGUCCCGAUUGCGAAGUCAAACACGGCAAGCUAGAGGAACCCGAGUGAGUUUGCGGUACGCUUGACAUGUAUGGCUCUCUAUGUUCUGUCAACUGUCAUCUGUCAAAUGUCAAAAAAUUUAAAAUUAUUUAAACAAAAUUUUUUUCCGUGAAGCCGUCAAAUCCAUUAUUGCAAGAUGUAUUUAUUGCAAAUUUCAAGUUGGCUGCAUGGUUAAUGUUUUUUUUUUUUUUUUUUUAAUAAUUUUCCAGCUGUCAUGUUUAAGUUACUUUUAUAAAUAUAAGCAGGGCAUCACUUUUUACAGUAAAAUGCUGUGGGAUUUUCGCGUUUUACCUUGUGAUAUUUGAGUUCAAAAAUGCAAAGAUUCUAGAAAUUUCCAUGGACGAGUAAAAAAAGGACACCUUACAUAUCAACGAGGCACCAUAGCAAGCCGGUACAUAGCCCCACGCAAACACAUUAAUAUAAGCCGAUCGGCCGCCAUUAUGAGAUUUGCCAUCGUCUGUGACAGAUCAGUUACCGUCGCAAUAAAAUAUCUUAAAAUGCCGUCGUGCGUUGUGAAAAAGUGUAAAAACAAUACUAUAAAAGUAUUUGUGGAUAUAUGAUUAUUUAAGGGAGAAAAAAUUGUGUAACUGGUAUCCCCCUUAACCGCACUCACACUAGGUGCUUCACUUGCUAAUAUCACGGCGCGGAGUCCUUCUUUUUUCUACUGGUCCGUGGAAGUUUCGAGUCUGUUUACUAUAAUUUAUUCCGGCUUACUCGUAUAUAGACCUUUGUAUAUUUUAAACGUAUAGUAUCAGAUACUAAAAUUGUUUUUUAAUUAAUUUAAUUCGGUUAAGUUACUCAACAAUAGUUUUAUACUCAGUGGCAACUGAUUUUUUUUUUCAUACUGAGUACAAAUAAUUAUUUAGUCACAUUAUUAUUUGAGCUGUUUUUUUUUCUAAUAUAAUAAGGUAUAUAUAUGCACUGAAGUAGUUUUAGUCGUUAGCUAUAUGGCUCGGCUUUUGGCGUGUACAAUACCGUUCUCGAUAGUGUAAAUUUUUAAAUACUGUCAUUUUCAUCAAAAUAGUAAAAAUCCGAUAAUUUAAUCAUCGUUAUAUCGUUAAAAAAAAAACGUAUAUAUGUCUCUGAAAAUAUUCAUGUCAAAAAAUUACCUCAAGAAAAUUCACAAUCAUAUUCAUACAUCCUGAAUUGCCCAACGUGAAAUAAUGUUAGGAAUUCUUUUCAUCGUUAAUUUCGUCAGUGUUUAGUUUUUUAGAAAGAACAUAUAAAAUUUCUUGCAAAAACAUAUAAAACUAAUUAAUAUAGGUAAUUAUUUUCAUUUAUAUUUCAAUAUAACUUUUUUUUUCAACUUUUUGUUGAAGGAAAGGUGUAUUAUUAAUAAUAAUCUAUUGUAGAAGACUUUGAUUUUUCGUAAAUUUAUAUUCAAAUUCAUAUAUGAAACAUGUGUUUAAUUGGGUUUGAUGAGCGAUAUUUAAUUGGGUUUCUUACUCUCAAUAGAGCACCUUUCUUGAGCGGUAACUGUUACACGGACGAAGCCAGGAAAAUAGCUAGUUAGUUUAUAUAUUAACAGCUCAAAUAUGUUUCGAUCGAUGUGAUUAUAUAACUUCGGAUCUUACAUGUUUGUAAAACUUAGAUUAAGGUAAAUCGUUCAAUAUCGGUUCGGAGAGCGAGCCGUUAAUAAUAUUGCAUGGCAAAACCAAAGAAGCGUUUUUUUUAAAUGCUAACCUCCGAUAGAAACUGAUAUUAGUGUCUUUCGCCCUUCCUGCCCAAUAUAAGUCAAAUAUGCCCUAUGUGAUAUCACUUAUUGUUGGCGCCCAUUUCUGCCGUGAAGCAGUAAUGUGCAAACAUAACUUGUGCUAAUGUUUCGGAGCUAGUGAAAUUACUGGGCAAAUGAGACCUAACAUCUUAUGUCUCAAGGUGACGUGCGCAGUUGUAGUGCCGCUCAGAAUUUUUUGUUUUUUCAAGAAAUCGGAGCGGCACUGCAUUGUGAUGGGCAGGUCGUAUCAGGUCGUACCAGUGGGAGGCUCCUUUGCACAGGAUGUCGGCUAGGUAAUGGGUACCACACCGGCGCCUAUUUCUGCCGUGAAGUAGUGAUGUGUAAACUUUGCCUGAAGGGCGCCGUAGCUAGUGAAAUUACUAGGAAAAUGAGACUUGACAUCUUAUGUCUCAAGGUGACGAGCGCAAUUGUAGUGCCGCUCAGAAUUUUUGGGUUUUGCAAGAAUCCUGAACGGCACUGCAUUGUAAUGGGCAGGGAUGAUAAUCGAUACAAUUAUCAUCAGCUGAACGUCCUGCUCGUCUCGUCCCUUAUUUUCAUAAAGAAAAUCGAGAUCACUAGCUUACGAUCUUAGUGACCAAUAUUGCUACCUCUUACCCUCCCUCUUCGAAUCCAUUAGCUUUCUGCCUCGUAACAAUAUCACUUGCGCUCGCACUUCGAACCGGUACUAAUGAAACGAUAAUAGGAUUACUGCUUAAAUGUAUUUGAUCUGUAGUUAUUUGUAGUUGAUAAUUUUAUUUUAUUGUUUAUUUGUUUUAUAUGUACAACAAUAUAAUAUUCGCAAAUGUAGUCUGCCAUUUUUUGACUACCGAAGUUAUGGGGUAAAUAUACAAUAAUUGGACCCUUAAUUAUGAAGUAAUAAAAAUACUUUUAAUAUUUAUUUAAGUCGACCCUGCUUUUUUGCCACCGCUAUGUUCAAGUCGAUGUUAUCUAGAUCUUUUACAUAUAUAAAAAAGUUUUGGCAUUUUUCUAGAAGUUUCCUCUAGGAAUUUAACAAAAGGCUCCAUAUUUUGGUAGUUUCAAAACGGUAUGUGUUUAAAUUAACUGAUUCUUCUUAUAUUGGUCAAGUCGGUGUUUUUAUAUAUUAUAUAUAUAAAUAUAAUAUUUAAUUAAUAGUGUAAUUCGGCCCACAGUGUCUAAACCAUCGCUCAUUAAUUCUCAGAUACUCUAUUCAAUACAUAACUUCAAAGAAAACUAUUCGCAGCCACAUAAUCAUUUAUUGUUGCAAAUUAUACCUUAUCACCUUGACAUAAGGUUUAAUUAAUAAAACUACAUAAAAGCACUGCAAAGUCAUUGUGAUAAGUCAAUGGAAGAAGACGUGAAAAUGGUAAAAUCUUGAGUAAACGAUUGACGAUUACAUUAUCUGUGGACCUGACGUCGAUGACGUCACAUCCGUCGCUUCGGUACGGUGCGCAAAACAAGCAUCACUAGGAUAUAAUUAUUAAUGAAUAGACUACGAUUGAUUUUUUCUGUAUUAUAAGAUUGACGUCAAACUGUUGUGUUGCCAAUGAAGUAAUAUGGGGUCGUAAAAAAAGUAUUUUUCUGGCAGUACUUUUAUAGCGACACAACAGCAGUAACUAGAGAACUAUUAUGGUCCGGUCAAUUUAGACCAAAAAAUGAGAGUGAAGUUACAUAAAUUCCCAACAAGCUGAAAAUCAGUGAUAUUAUUCAAAUUCAAAAAAUUGAAGUUGAACAAAGCAUACAAGAUUUUAUGACGAUAAGUCACUCAAACGAACGCCACAGGUCGUGGGUUCGUGUCCCGCAUCGUUCAUAAAAUUUUGUUUUUCAAAUUUUAUUUCUGUAUUAAUCCUAAAAGUGAGGGUUAUCACUUUAAAAACACAACAAAUUGUUUAUAUUUACACAUAUUAUAAAGUUCAAAAUCAUUAAUUUCUAAACAGAAUCUAAUUUCUAAGUUUGUUGAUACCUCUCUAAAGACUAACUGUCUUAAACCUAAGAAUAAACCAUGAAUAUGGAACAUGUUUACAAAUAGACAUUUUGCUUAAAGGCAUAAAAGGCAUUUAUUUUCUCAAAAUUGAUUUCUUUAGAAUUCUUUUUGAUGUAAUUUCUAAAAUACUAGACAGUACUAUCGCUUCGGAAACAAAUGGCGCUCAGCAUUGUUUUUUUGCGCUCUUUUUAAUCAAAUAUACAAUAUUGUAUUGUCAUUGCUAUAAAACAAUCAUAAUCUAGUCCCGGGCUGUCGGAUGACUUAGAUAUUCAGCUGUGGAGUAGUAGGAUUUACGACAAAGCCAUUUUUUUAUUAAAACAUAAAAAUUUUAUUUAUAGAUAAUGCCUGAGCUUUAUUAUAAAAGUGUUUAUUUACCCUUAAAGCUAUUAUGUAUCUUAUGAAUGGUUUAUUCGGCCGUAUAACGUUUCCCGCGUUUAUUUGCAAGGCUGCCUGACUCACGGAAAACUUCAGAAUUAUCAAUGUAUUGACUGCGUUGUCAGUGAUAUACGGCCGUUUCCAAUAUACUAUCUACAGAUAGAGAUAAGUUACUACCUUCUACUGUCAGUAAUUAGCUGUCAAUAAUCUGAAGCCGUCCCAAUUUACCCGAUAAGUCAUUCUUAUAGCCAUAUAUUGGGACGCGUGAAUUGUAAUUUCCAUACAAACUUCUAUCGCUGGUAAGCUAUACGUCGAUAAGUUUAUUGGGACAAAAGCCAAUAAUAGUUACGAUUUAUAUCUCAAGUAGGCGACAACCGGAGAUAGACUGAAUAUUGGGAACGGCCGUUAGUCAACAUUUUGCAUAUUCUUGGUUUAUUCUCGAGUAUAACUUUAUACCAAGCUUAUUUUUGAGGCCGUAGCGGUAUUAACAUUUAUGAAAAAAUAAUUAUUUUAAACUAUAGCUGUCAUAAUAAUAAUCGCAGUGUAAAGUUACAUAAAGUUUAAAAUGACUUCACCCUGUCAUGUAAUUCUGUACUGGAGACAAAAAGUUUUAAACUUUUAGUAAUUAACACUGCGUUUAAUAAGACAAAGUGUUUAUUUAUAUAUUAUAUAUUGCUUAGACCACUUUAAACAUUUAAUAAAACACGUUUACUUGUGGCCCAUAUUUCUUUUUGAAGUUAUACUUCUUUAGGCGCGUUAUGAAAAAAUAAUGAUGAGAGUGAAAUCAUCACUGUAACACAAAAGUAACAGGGUGGUUCAUAAAAUGUUAUGACGUUUGUGUCUUUUUUUUUGGAUUCUUCGUCCAUUAUUAGGACAGGCAAAGGGUUCAAGCCCAUACAGCCGUAUUCAUUUUGCAAGAUUUUCACAAAAUAGUUCUUUCUAAACACGUAGAAUAGCACGAUCAUUUUAAUGAUUUUUGCUUCGUUAGGCCAAAGAAGUAUAACUUCUUGCGUACGCACACACCUUUUUUUUUAUCAAGUGUUAUCCCUCACUUCUCGGAUCAAUUGUACAAAAUUAAAAUUGUAACCAAAAUUUAUGAACGAUGCGGUACCUGAACCCGUAUCUCUCGGGUUCGUAAAUUUUGGAUAGAAAUUCAAUUUAUAUCACCCAACUUGUAUCUUUAGUCAUCUAAGUAUGAAAUACCGAUGGUUUACGGCGCUGUGGGCAGUGAAUCUUUGAUGUUAGUUGGAUCAUAGUAUGUGUAAGGUCUUCAUCUCGUAAGUUUAACAUUUCCCCCGUUUAGCGGGCCCAUUGUACGCAUUCAAUGCCACAGAUUAAGUACAGCAACAGUUAGUCACACUAACAAUCCGCUUACGGUACGGUGCUCAUACGGUCAAGUGGGCUAAAAAUUGUUUUUUUUACGACAUUAGUUAAUACUUCUACGUAUAUUGUAACUUAUUUAUUAGGAAGCCAAUCUUAAUCUAAACAGGACAUAUUUAAAUAUUCUUUUAUAAUAAUGUUGUACAUUCCAUUUAUAGGCUAACUCAACAUUCAUGAUACAACUUAAAGAUGGAGGUAGUUUUGAAAAAUAUAGCUAAAAUAAAGCCACAGGCAAGAGGCUGAUGAAAUAAAUUAUUAGAUACACAAUAAACAAAGAAAAAUUUUUAAUUCCUUUUUGAAACAUGGCCCAGAAUGUAGAAAAAAAACAGUGACAUCUCAUUUAACCAAAUUGUUGUAGUACUUUAUAUGCAUAAUGAAAAUGGUCUUUGUUUGAGGCUCGAUCACGCCCAAACCACAGAUCGUUUCGAAAUGAAACUACCACCAUUCGAUGCGAAAUUUAUCCCAGAUGGUUUGUAGCUACUUAUUUUUUAUUUAGUGAAUAAAAUUUAAUUUAUUGCCUUUUAAAAUUCAAUGCACAAUUGUCAAUUAGCCGACUAUAGUCCGACAACUGCGUGCGCGACCGUCCCACAAGGUGUCAGACGGUCGCCGGGACGGGGUACUAAGAUGUCAGCGGGUAGCGGGUGGAGUUGCGGGGAAUUGCAACGUGUGAGACUGACGUAACCCGUAAGUUGUCGGACUAUAGCUUCAUACAAAUAAUGAGAUGAUAAAACCUUAGAUCAUUUAUACGUCUAGGUAGAUGACAGCAGUGAAAACAUCUAAAAAUUUUCGAACUACCCUCUAUCCGUCAUUCAAAUUGCGAGUGUAAGACACAGUUUGUCACGCACACUAAAGUAUUAUUCCUGGCCUGUUUUUUAUCGGUUGUCGAACAGCAAGAGACUAUUUAGGCGUAUAAAUUACCUAAGCAAUUUACGAUGUAACACCUCAAUGCCUGUACAUCCUUAUUAUACGUCGGCGAAAUAUAAAUUAUUAAAAACCUAAGAUAAUUAAUACGUCUAGAUAUACUCAAAAGUUAGGAACGCAACGAAAAUUAAAUUGCGGUGAACUGUUAGCCUCUAUUUUCAGCAACGCACGCACACUAAUACAAAGUAACAGGGCCUGUUAUCACGCGUAGGCAUAACAGGCUGUAUCUAGUCGUAUUAAUUAUCUAAGGAUCAAACUUCAAAAUAUAUUGAAGAAUAGCGUAUAAUCCUGUUCAAUACAAUAACCUAUCUAGUGAUCCCAGCAUUAAUACAUUUGCACAAGAAAUUCGAGUCCGUACCAAGAACGAAUUGUAAGUGUGAUUUGUCUGUGUAUAGAAUAAGUAUCACGUAAGGCCACAGUUUAAAGAAAAGCAGUUUGUUAACGUCUUAGCUUGCGCAGCGAUAUGAUAUUUCAAGCUUAUUUAAUUGCUACAAUAUUAUGAUUAUAUGAUAUCUUUUAAAAGUUUCACUGUUAAAUGAAAUCGUAGUUUUUGUAAAAUUUUCAAGCAUGUUAAUUGCCAAACAUCGAAACGAAUUUUUAUCUCUCUCGGAUUUCAUUGGUUGAUAAAUUUAUAGGAAAAAAAAACAUCGUACAAGCAAAAUAAGGUUCAAAACUCGGUGAGGGAAUAGUGUGCCAUACGGCACACUCGAUUUUGUAAGGUUGAUCGCAAAAGCAACUUUAUUACUUAAGGCUGGGGACCGAGCCAACGCCCUUGAGACCUCGAGCGGAGUUAGGUUACCUCUCUCGCACAAGAUCGCCAUUGUUUUAGUUAAGAAUUAGAAGCAUUUUUAAUUUAUUACAAACAUAAUACAAUUUACUAUGUUAAGUAGUAUUAGUGUACAAUUAAAAAAAAAUCGUACAAUUUUUAUCUAGAUUGCAUGAUCAGCAUGGCACCAACUGUAAAAGUUAGGGGAAGUUUGGUGAUUUACUUUCGCACUGUCUAUAAUAAUAGAAAUAUAAAGAAACAAUGAAUUUUCUUCUCAUAUUCGUCAUUAUUUUUUAUAAAAAUAUAAGCUUUAUAUAAACCGUCAAAAAAAGGUUUCAAAUAUGCGCUAUUUUGGCGAUUUGUUGGGAUAGCGGCCUUAAGUGUAAAAAGUUGCUGUCAAAAUAUAUCAUAUAGGCCUUAUUAAUACUAGGCGAGUCAAUAUAACGCCUGAAUAGCACACAGAGUAAAGGUUUAUAGGGAAUGUGAUUUUUACUGUCUGCUACAGAUUUUAAAUUACUUAGAAACUGUAUUUCAUUAUACUGUGGUCGUUUAUUUGUAGUUAGCUUAGUGCGAAAGAAUCCGAGAGAAGUAUAUCGCAACUGGCACAUACGCCAUCUUUUGAAAUGUCACUUUUGACAUUGACAGGUCAUAUUGUUUGUUCAUUGUGAAUGUUUGUGACCUCUUUGUAGAAAGUUGUACGUGGCAUAAAUCGCACGCAUUGCCACAGGGAUCGAAACCUAGUCAUAUUUAUAUACAAGGUGUAGUCGUUAAGUGAUUGUGAUUACUCCGUAACUAUUACAGAUAUCAAAAAACUUUGAACUGAUAUCGAAAGAACGUUACCCACUCAGAAAAUUGAAAAUAUAUAUGUAAAAUGACAUCAUUCCCAUCAUCUGGAUGUGUGGCGGUCCUCCACAGUGAGGUUUUCAAGGAGCUUUCUUCCACGUACUACAAAGCUGUGGAAUGAGCUUCCUUGUGCGGUGUGCGGGACGAUACGACAUGGCUACCUUAAAAAAAGCGCAUACAUCUUUCUUCAAUGUCGGCAACGCUCCAGUGACACCUGUUGAUGAUUGAUUAACACCAGGUGACCCGUAUGCUCGUUUGUCCACCUUUUCCAUUAAAAAAAAACUUUAAAAAUUAAACUAAAUGAAUUAGAGAAUUAUCCUAAAUUUUGAUAUUAAAAUUUCCCCAUACAUUUAGUAUGAGAUUAGUGGAUAGGUUUUUGUUUCAUUAUUUUAAAAGGUUAUUUUGUCUUAGUACUGAUAAUUGAUACAUGAUAUUUAUUUCUCAGUAAGUACUAAAAAUAAAAAUAAAAUAGCCUUUAUUAUUACUAGUGACUUAAUUUUCCUUAACUAGUAAUUUGUCUCUCGACAAAAGCCCCCUCUAAGGACUUCCACCUUAUUCGGUCUCCGGCUACUCUCAUCCACUCCGGACCUGCUAUCCUUUUAAAAUCCCCCUCCUCGUACCCCCACCUUCUAAUCUGUCUACCUUUCCUUCGUUUCCCGUCUCUUGGAUACCAUUCUGUAACGGUUUUUGUCCAUUUCUCUUUUCUUUUCCCUCAGAAUGUGUCCAGUCCAUUUCCACUUUUGCUUUUGACACAUCUUGUGUUGAAUUUUGUCUGACUCUUACGUUAUGAGUACUAGAUCACUUAAAAUAAUGAAACCUAAAAUCUUUCUACUAGUCUCAUACUAAAUGUCUGGGAAAGUUUAAUAUCAAAAUUAGGGAUAUUUCCAGUUUGAUUUUUCAAAAGUUUUUUUUUAUGUAAACGGAGGACAAACGAGCGUACGUGACACCCACCCGGUGUUAAUCAAUCAUCAACAGGAAUCACUGGAGCGUUGCCGGCCUUGAAGGUAGGUGUACGGGUUUUUUUAAGGUACCCAUGUCGUAUCGACCAGGGAACACCGCACAAGGAAGCUCAUUCGACUGCUUUGUGGUACGUGGAAAUGAUAUAAUUUUACAUAUAAAUUAUAGAAAUUGAUGUCUUUUUACUGAUUAGGUAUCGUAAUUUCGGUAGGAGUUUAAAGUUUUUUAAUAUCUGUAAUAGUUACGAAAUAAUUACCAGUGAAGGCUCCUUUACAGGAUACCGGCUAGAUUAUGGCUACCACAACGACGCCUAUUUCCUGCCAUGACACAGUAAUGCGUUAGCAUUACUGUGUUGCGGUCUGAAGGGCGCCGUAGCUAGGGAAAUUACUGGGCAAAUGAAACUUAGCAUCUUAUGUCUCAAGGUGACAAGCGCAGUUGUAGUGCCGCUCAGAAUGCUUGGGGUUUUUCAAGAAUCCUGAGCGGCACUGCAUUGUAAUGGGCAGGGCGUAUUACCAUCAGCUGAACGUUCUGCUCGUCUCGUCCCUUAUUUUCAUUAAAAAAAGCCAUCACACAUAACGAUUACAUCCUGUAUAUAACCUUACAAGAUAAUUCUGUCACGACGAGCAAAAAAAAGAUGGAAUUUCUAUUGUCACCAUUACAUGGCGCCAGUGAAAAAUGCGCGCCAUUUUUCACAUAGACCAAGGAUAGUAACUAGACCUCGGUUUGGCGUUGCCAACAUGAGACAAGAUAAUAUCCUAUAUAUAUAUAGGUACAUAAUAACAUCGCACCAUAUUUCCUUCGAUUCUACUUCAAAUUGUCACUGUCGUUGAAUAAAUAGUGGAUAUUUCACACGUUUCACAAGUUUUCUGAGCAGUGCUGUCAAGUUUGUUUAGCACACCUGGUGUGCUGACCUUGAAAAAACCAGCAACCAUGGCGAAACAAAAAAUCUAAUCACUCUAUCUCAUUUCUUUACAUAAGACUCGCAUAAGUUUUUCCUUUUCUCGUGUGAGUGAGACGGAAGCUAUCAUUUAGUCUAGUUACUAUACUUGGUCUAUGAUUUUCCAUAUCAGAAACAUCAAAGACUGUUGCGACUUCCCGAUUGAGAUUUUUAUUCGGUUGCCAUUGUACUGUUAUCUCGCUACUGUGUUCAUUUAGCCUUCGAAUUACAAGCUUACGAAACUAGUAGUCUUAGAUUAAGGAUUGGUCUCCGCUGCGCUCCAACUAGACACCGCAGGCGUGGUCGCAAAGUGCGGCAACUGAUACUGCGCCGAAGUGGGCGUACUCGAGCCGGUCUCGAACAAUGUGUGACGUUGCCACAUGCUCUGUUAAUCUUUGCUCAUAAUUGAAAUAAAUAACACGAAGCGUAUAUUAGUUACAAAAUUUUAAAGUUGCCAUUGAGUGUCAAGAUUAAUAAAAAAGCUAAUGUUCUUAGCUUGUGCGGUAUCUAUUUGGAGAGUUGGAGCUUUCAUGUGUACCGAGCCUUAGACGGACUUUGUCCCGACUACCCACAUUACGCAAAUGAUCUCAAUCUUAACUUUACAUAUUUAAAAUGUUAUUAAUGAUGAUUAUUAGUGUUAAUUAGUCAACAGUUCCUGAACAUGCCUCGUGUAGGCGAAACACGCGUUGAAGUCCUAAUUCGUAACUUAUAACAAUUUAAAAAGCAAUAUAUUUCCACAUGAAUUAAGCCUAAUUCUAUUAAUUUUCUAUACUUCGGAGAUUCUUUCGCACUGUUUAAGUUGCAAACUUGAGCCUAAAAGGCCUGUCUCAAUUCAGCGAUGAAUCUUGCGAUAGAACUGUCUUGAUAGCGCGUUUUUUAACGCGCGUGUAGACGCCCUAUUUAAGCCUCUAGUAUCUCACAGUCGCGCGAUUCAUCUUCUGUGAAUGAAGACAGAUAGACAGAUAAAGGCUCAUAUGUUCUCCAAUUUAAAUUUAUAGUCAUUUCAUUAGUGUAGUUGGUUGUAAAUGUGUACCUAUAAGACUUAUUUAAAAAGUAUUUUAACCACAAUAAAUAUAUUUGAUGUC